AUGUCCUCGGUUGAUCAGGUCGCCUUCAUGCCACGCCCGGCCGGCCCGGUCGAGCGGGCUCGUGAGGAACCAUCGACCACACACACGACAGGCGCUGGAUCGGCUGCUCCAGCUUCCACUCUCCCGCCGCCUGGCUCUGGCUCCAUCAGCAAGCCGCUGUACCCAGCCUCCAACACACGCGCACCCGAGCCUCCCACCGCCUCAGACUCAAGCAAAAAUGCCGAGCUGCAAAAGCCAGAUGCUUCAGAGGCCAAGCCAGUUGCUAAUGCUGCCGACGCCUCGCUUCCAAGCGUCUCAAACCUUGACGCGCCACCACAGCCGCCCAAGGAUUCGAAUGAAGAUGCCAAACCUGCCGCGACCACUGCGUCAGAACCAACUGCCACGGUCGUACCGGCAGCUCCGGCUGCGGUCUCGGCGCUCCUGUCUGCGCCGUCGAUUCCCAAGCCUGUCGAGGUCAAAUCUGUACCCGACACGCCUGCUAAUACCGGCACACCUGCUGGCGGCACACCCCGACCGGUGUUGGACAUUUCGCAAGAGCCCAUCAGCAAGCCCGAAGCCGAGGCCAAGUCUGAUGCCCCGACCUCUGUACCUGAGGUGGCGAAGCCAGAAUCCGCGUCGAAUGGGGCAUCGGCGAAGCCGACGUCGGUUCCUGCGGCGCCUGCCCCUACACCAGCCGCAACGACUGCCAUUCCUGGGCUUUCUGCCACCAAUGGCCAGAAGCGGAAGUUUGAGGAUGAGGCUGAUUCCGCUGAGAAGAAAGCCAAGUUUGAAGAGCCGUCAAAGCCUGCUUCCAAUGGCAAUGCGGAAGCGACUGGUGAGGAUGCGGCUUCAGCGGGAGACUCAGCGCCGGCACCCAGAAAGGUUGGACGUCCCAAGAAGAAGGCGACGCCAGCACCGGUUGGUAGAACGCAACGUAAGACGCGCAGUCAGGGAGCCGUUUAG
This is a messenger RNA of Beauveria bassiana ARSEF 2860, 942 nucleotides long. RefSeq lists its product as uncharacterized. NCBI's taxonomy places the organism in Eukaryota, Fungi, Ascomycota, Sordariomycetes, Hypocreales, Cordycipitaceae. Bases 1 to 942 code for a protein of 313 amino acids. The transcript has a single exon. The record is from RefSeq and is a predicted model, not a curated record.